This is a messenger RNA of Cuscuta epithymum, 2194 nucleotides long. The record is from the annotation of a GenBank genome assembly. NCBI's taxonomy places the organism in Eukaryota, Viridiplantae, Streptophyta, Magnoliopsida, Solanales, Convolvulaceae.
GAGGACUCUAAUUGCGUAAGUCUGCUUCUCAUCAUCAUAUCUCAAUCUCCAGCCACCGCACGCCCGCAUCGCCCACUCCCCCACCAUCCAACCAGACCGAACACCUGUUCCAUGAUUAGGCCAAGAAAGGCAGGGGAGGAAGUGGGUAUUUUUUGUCCAGGCCCGUGCGUGGGCCCCACAGGGCAAAAGCCCAGGAGCAACGUGUGUUCAGUAGUAGUGGGAGCAGUAGCCAGCCUUGCCUCCCUGCCUCUUCUUCAAUCACACAUAGAUUUGAUCAAAGCCUAAUUCGUUUUUGCUUAUUACUUUUAUGGUUUCUCUCGCUAAUAUAAGAGAGAAAGCUGUAAUCUUGUACCCCAAAACGCUUGGUACAGCUCAAUAGCCAGCCUUUACACCUACUGGCUGUCCCCCCACCCUCUCCCCUCCCCGCUUUAACCAACAAAACGGGCCCUUUCCUCGCCAUACACCUCUUCCUCCUUCAAGAACACUCUUUCUGUGGAAAGGAGCCAUAGAUUUUGAGAUUCAGCUAUGGAUUAUUGGUCCUCUUCUGUCACCGUUGAUGAUGAAUUCGAGAAGCUUGUGCUCCGGAUGAAUCCCCCAAGGGUCACUGUUGAUAAUUUGUCAGACAAGAAAGCAACUCUCAUCAAGGUUGAUAGUGCAAACAAGAGGGGAAGCUUGUUGGAGGUGGCUCAAGUUCUAACUGAUUUAAACUACAUAAUUCGCCGUGCUUAUAUUUCUUCGGAUGGAGAAUGGUUUAUGGAUGUGUUUCAUGUUACUGAUCAGUAUGGGAAAAAGCUUACUGAAAAUAAUGUUGUGGAGCGCAUCCAGCAGUCGUUAGGACCAAGGAGUUAUAGCUUCCGGUCAUUGGCAAGAUCUGUUGGUGUUCAAUCUGCAGUUGAGCACACAACAAUUGAAUUGUCAGGAAGAGACCGACCGGGCUUGCUUUCAGAGAUAUUUGCUGUUCUUACUGAUAAUAAAUGCAACGUAGUAGCUGCUGAAGUGUGGACCCAUAAUUCAAGAAUGGCCUCCGUCGUACAUAUUACGGAUGAAGAAAACGGGUCAGCAAUAGAUGAUCAGGAUAAGUUAUCUAAAAUAAAGCAGCUCCUGUUAUAUGUUCUCAUGGGGGAUAGAGACAGGACGGGUGCUAAUAGUGCAGUGUCUGUUGGUUCCACACAUAAAGAGAGGAGGCUUCAUCAAUUAAUGUAUGCCGAUCGUGAUUACGACAAAGAAGACAAUGGCGAUGACGUGGGAAGAAAUGGGCGUGAACCGGUUGUGACUGUAGAGAAUUGUGUAGAGAGAGGUUACACCUUGGUGAAUUUGAGGUGUCCGGACCGGCCCAAGCUGUUGUUUGAUACAGUGUGCACACUAACUGAUAUGCAGUAUGUUGUGUAUCAUGGUACUAUCAUUGCUGAAGGGCCAGAGGCGUAUCAGGAAUACUACAUUAGGCAUACAGAUGGAUGUCCCAUUAGCUCAGAAGCAGAAAGACAACGAUUAAUCCAUUGUUUGGAGGCAGCUAUCAAGCGGCGAACUUCAUCGGGGAUACGACUGGAGCUGUGUAUGGAAGACCGGGUUGGACUCCUAUCGGACGUAACUCGUAUAUUCAGGGAAAACGGGCUAUCGGUUUCUCGAGCCGAGGUUACCACGCGGGGACUAAAAGCCGUGAAUUCUUUCUAUGUGACCGAUGCAUCGGGAGGCCCUGUUAAAAGUGAAACGAUUGAGGCCGUGAGGAAAGAAAUAGGCUCAACCGUUCUCCGCGUCAAGGAUGACGUGUAUGCCAACUCGCCACCUCGACAGCCAACUGGCAAAUUCUCUCUUGGGAAUCUGUUCAGGUCUAGGUCUGAGAAAUUUCUCUACAACUUGGGACUGAUAAAAUCAUGCUCCUCAGCUGUUUGUUAGGCUGUGUGUUUGUGUGUUUGUGUGCUCAUGAACUUGUUAGGUUUUUAGAGGAUUACUGUGUGUACAUUCCUUGCUCCCUCCCCUCAAUCUUGGGGCAUUGUAAAAUGUAAAUACAGAUUCAGUUCUUCUCUCCAGCAUAUGGAGCAUUUGCUUCUUACAAAGUUACAAACUGGGGGUAAUGGUCAAAAUGUCAAAUAAUGAAAUAAGCACUCCUAUUAUUGAAGCAAGAAUAAAUGGGCUCUUUCCCUUUGACAUUGUUCAAAAAGAAAAUUCAUCUCCAAGGAAAAAAGCAAGCUUCGUC